AAGCUUCGUGGUUAGGCCCAUAAUUUCUUCCCGUGCUUUUGGUCAGUCUUCAUAUGCAGAUACGGUGUGCCCGGUAUAUCCAUUGAAAAUUAAAUAAUUUAGCAAUAUUCAUAUUAAGUAAACUAAAGCUUCACGUUGCGUUGUAAUAUUAAAUUAAAUAAGCGUUAAAUUUUGCCUAACAAAAACUUUGUGGUACGCCUUUGUCACACCAACGCUAGCGGCAUGGCCAAAAUUCGCAAAAGUCGAAGACUGAAACUCGAGACUUCCGUUGACCUAAAAAUGGUAAAUCGUCGGAAAUUACGAAUCGUCAGAUGUCGAGAGUUCAAGAUGGUCGAAUGCUCCAAACUGCAGAUUGUCAAACGUCGCAAGUUGAGGAUUGUCAACAAUCGCACGUCGAAAAUUCCUAAGCUCCAAGUUGUCAAAUUCCGUGCGUAUAAAGUUGUCAGAACUUGGAAAUUGAAAAUGAUCGAACGGAGGAAACUUAAGAUUAUCAGACGUCGGAAGCUAAAAAUUUUCGUGCGCCGAAAAGUCAAUAUUCGUGAGAGUAAUGAAUCACAGAAAUUCAAAUUCCCCAAAUUUAAAAUGUUCAGGAUCCCGAAAUUGAAAUUCGUCAGAUGCCAGAAAUUCAAAGUGGUCAAAAGUCGGAAGCUGAAAAUUGUUAAAUAUUGGAAAUAUAAAAUUUUCAAAGGUCGGCAGUGGAAAAUGGUGAGAUGUAGAAAAUUGAAGAUCGUUAAAUGUCAGGAGUUAGGCUCGUUCAAAUGCUGGCAAUUGAAAUUAGUCAGAAGAUGACUUGUAUAGGCUCCAGAUAAUAUGUAAUGAAUUGGCAGGCCUGGGACCAAGUUUGUGAAGCUUGUGCUUCUCGGAAGAAACGUCUUAACUUUAAGGUGCAUCAACGCCCAAAUUAUUUUCUACAUCUUGUAAUAUUUUGAUAUUUAAAGAAAAUACGCCAAAAGACAAUUGACUCGUCUUUAACUGACAAAGUGUGACGAACAUGAGGAUUUAAAAAUUUUCUUGUCAUUUAACAGGCUUUUAUCUUUUUAAACUUCUUCUUAGACGUUUUUAAAUAAUUUUUUAUCGAUUGCAAAUUAAUAAAACUCGUUGAACAAAUGGUGCUGCUGAGAAUAAGGCCUCUGAGACCAGCGACCAAAAGCGAGCAUAAGUUUUCAUCUGCAGAAAUUGUGCUCACGAUUUCCAAGGGGUUUUCAGAGCCGAUGUUCAGAGGGUUUUCAGAGCCGAUGUCCAGAGGGUUUUCAGAGCCGAUGUCCAGAGGGUUUUCAGAGCCGAUGUCCAGAGGGUUUUCAGAGCCGAUGUCCAGAGGGUGUUCAGAGCCGAUGUCCAGGACAAACGUAGUAGCCAGCAAGCCUCACAGCAGAAGCGAGAACUCUGAAGUCAAAUCCGCUUCUUCGAGGACGAAUUUAACUCCUGCUAUUGACAUCCGUUCCUUAAUGUGUCCUACAGAAAUGAUGCGCAGCUGCUGCAGUUGUUCUCAAGUAUCCUACGGAGAUCCCCAAUGCUUGUCACCUCGCGCAGCUAAGAAGUCGAAGUGUAGUUUCUAUCAUCAUUCCGAAUCAUCGGAAGAAGAGGACUCCACGAAACUGUGCUCAUGUUUGUCUUCCGACGAAGCGGAGGACUCCUCAAGUGACGUUACGCAAGCAGGAUCGUCCUACGACGAAGAUUCUGACGACUUUUAUGAAAGUCAAGGAGCGGCUCGGCGACUCCUACACAUGGUAACAAAAAAUUUGGGCACUCCGCAGGGCUGUUUCUGUCUCUUGAGACAACCAUCGUCAUUUGUGCUCCGACGGGGCGGUACUUCGGGAGGAUGUGUCCGAUCAGACGAUAGCUGGAGGGAUUACGGGACUGAUUCAUGCGAUGGCUCUACGUCCACCAAAAGUUUUGAAUCGUCAUAUACGUCAACAGUUUCAUCACUUAGCUCAACAGACCGGUCAUCUGACGAUUUGACAGACUCGAGCAGCGAAGUAUCGAGUUUUCGGUCUGACAAGACUGAUUUGACCGGGUCUAUCGGCAACGACACUUCGGCUAUUCCGAACCACCGACUGAAGUGGCUGAAGCCAUUGGCCAACCCGGUGGAUAUUAUAACCUCUUUUCACCUCAAAGAUUGGGAAAAGGAACAAAUGAAGCUGGAUUUGAAUAGUUCUUAUUUAAGAGAUAAUAGCGGGGCUUUCGGAGGCGGUAUGAUGGUGGACCGAGGUCCUGAGAAUAUUUUCUGUGGAGUCGGGGCGAAGUACCGCAACUGGAGGCAAGUCGUUGAACGACUGAGAACUUCUUGCUGCAAGUGUGGCCUGAAGGAUAGAAUAGAUUCUGCUGGCUUAGAUGUCACUGCUGAGGCGCCAAUGAAUCACAGAACUGAGGAUAAAAUAUUGGUACAAUUAACAACGUCAGGCAUAAUCCGGAUAUCGAAUAACCGUGAGGUACGGACUGCACAAAUUGAACGCCAGAGGAAAAGUGGAAAACGCACCUCUACUAAAAAUUCGGAGGUACAAUGGAAGUGCAAGAAGGAACGAUUGUGGGAACGAGAAUUACGAGAUUUUGAACUACCAGAAGAGAUCGUUGCUCGCAAUUCUACUUCUGAACGACUCUAUCCAGACAAGGCUUCUGAAGAAGCUCUACAGCUCCAGGCUGCCCUCUUCGCUUCCCUCGCCCCUCUGGAGAACCCAAAUGUUGCGACUUCCUAUAGGCGGGAUACAUCCGAGUCCCGAAGCUAUGCCUCGUCGGCGUCAAAGUCCCACUACGGCUCGGCCUCGUCGGCCUCUAAGUCCCACUAUGGCUUGGGCUUGUCGGCGCCAAAGUCCCGCCAAGACUUGACCUCGUCCGCGUCAAGGUCCCGCCACGACUUGACCUCGUCCGCGUCAAGGUCCCGCCACGACUUGACCACGUCCGCGUCAAGGUCCCGCCGCGACUUGACCUCGUCCGCGCCAAGGUCCCGCCACGACUUGACCUCGUCCGCGCCAAGGUCCCGCCACGACUUGACCUCGUCCGCGUCAAGGUCCCGCCACGACUUGACCUCGUCCGCGUCAAGGUUCCGCCAUGGCUCGGCUUCGGCAUCAGCGGCGUACUCGAGCUAUUAUCUUGAAUGAAGGAUUAGCGCGUCAUGAGUCAGGACGAUAUUUUGAAAACUCGUGUAAUAUAUUAACUUUGUUUUAGUUUAAAUCAUAAUGACUUUGUUGAUUUCUUCAUCGCGACUUUGUUUCAUGUAUGGAAUGCAAAAAGAUAGGCCCUCUGUUGACGAAAUUAAUGACCAGUUUUAUUAAAUUAUAUUUUUUACUUCUGCAUAGGUUGAUAAUUUUAAAGCAGAUUUUAUCAGUAGUUGCCUUUUUGUGUUAAAUAUUAUAAUUGCAGCGUUAUACAUAAA
Hyalella azteca is the source of this 3370-nucleotide messenger RNA. RefSeq lists its product as uncharacterized. Bases 1107 to 3095 code for a protein of 662 amino acids. NCBI's taxonomy places the organism in Eukaryota, Metazoa, Arthropoda, Malacostraca, Amphipoda, Hyalellidae. The record is from RefSeq and is a predicted model, not a curated record. The transcript has 3 exons.